Amorphotheca resinae ATCC 22711 is the source of this 435-nucleotide messenger RNA. RefSeq lists its product as hypothetical. Gene Ontology annotation, biological process: transcription elongation by RNA polymerase II. Gene Ontology annotation, molecular function: RNA polymerase II complex binding. The transcript is spliced from 4 exons. The record is from RefSeq and is a predicted model, not a curated record. Lineage: Eukaryota; Fungi; Ascomycota; Leotiomycetes; Helotiales; Amorphothecaceae. Gene Ontology annotation, cellular component: transcription elongation factor complex. Bases 1 to 435 code for a protein of 144 amino acids.
AUGGGCAAACGCAAGAAGGCCGCCAAGAAGCCCCAGGGCCCCAAAAAGAACGAGCCUCUAACCACAGUCUUUCCCUGCCUCUUCUGUAACCACGAGAAGUCUGUCACCGUCAAGCUUGACAAGAAAUCCGGCGUCGGCCAUCUCUCGUGCAAGGUUUGCAACCAGCAGUUCCAAUGCGCCGUUAACUAUCUUUCUGCUGCUGUCGAUGUCUAUGCCGACUGGGUUGAUGCCUGCGAUGCUGUAGCCAAGCAGGAUACUGAAGAAGGUGGUGGUGGUGGUUUUGCCUCCUCCCGCGCCCCCGCCACGGCGGGUAGACCGAGUGCUGGUAGGGCCAGGGAUGAGGAAGAGGAAGAUAAUGACGAUGAUAUUCUUGACGAUGAAGAUGGGUUGGGAGGGUAUCGAGGGGAGGGCAUUGUUGGGGAUGAUGAAUACUAG